Messenger RNA from Mustela erminea (ermine), 1812 nucleotides. RefSeq names its product brain abundant membrane attached signal protein 1 (gene BASP1). Lineage: Eukaryota; Metazoa; Chordata; Mammalia; Carnivora; Mustelidae. Gene Ontology annotation, biological process: negative regulation of DNA-templated transcription. Gene Ontology annotation, molecular function: transcription corepressor activity; transcription cis-regulatory region binding. The record is from RefSeq and is a predicted model, not a curated record. The transcript is spliced from 2 exons. Bases 236 to 901 code for a protein of 221 amino acids. Gene Ontology annotation, cellular component: nucleus; cytoplasm.
CGCGAGCGCGAGAAAUGCAGAGGCUGCAGCGGCGGCGGCGGCGGCAGUAGCGGCAGCGGCGACGGCGGCGGCGGCAGCGCUCCAACUCGCUCCUCGCUCCGGGCUCCGCCGUCGAGCCGGGGAGAGAGCCUCCGCCUGCGGCCAGGCACCGGCCGGACGACGCCUGCGACCCGGGCCCCUCGGCGGCACCGCGCUCACUCAGGGGCGGCACAGGCACCCAGAGCCGAACCGCAAGAUGGGAGGCAAGCUCAGCAAGAAGAAGAAGGGCUACAACGUGAACGAUGAGAAGGCCAAGGACAAGGACAAGAAGGCCGAGGGAGCCGGGACCGAAGAGGAGGGAACCCCGAAGGAGAACGAGACCCAGGCGGCCGCCGAGCCCGCGGAGGUGAAGGAGGCCAAGGAGGAGAAGCCCGACAAGGACGGCCCGGACGCGGCGGCCGGCAAGCCCGAAGACAAGGAAGGCGACAAAGACACGGCGGCGGCCGCCAAGGAAGACGCCCCGAAGGCGGAGCCCGAGCAGACGGAGGCGGCGGCCGAGGGCAAGGCCGAGCCCCCGAAGGCCGAGCCCGAGCCCGCGGCCGGCGACGCCCCGCAGGCGGCGGAGCCCGAGGCGCCCGCGGAGGCCAAGGCGGAUGACAAGGGCCCGGAGGCCGGGGAACCCACAAAGACUGAGGCUCCCGCAGCUCCUGCCGCGCAGGAGACGAAAAGCGACGGGGCCCCGGCUUCAGACUCAAAACCCAGCAGCACCGAGGCUGCCCCGUCGUCCAAGGAGAGCCCGGCAGCCACGGAAGCGCCCAGUUCCACGGCCACGGCCAAGGCCCCGGCCCCCGCAGCCCCCGCAGACGACGCCGCCGAGGCGCCCGCGGCCAGCGCCGAGCAAACCGUAGCGGUCAAAGAGUAACACGGACACCUCUGAGCCCGGUCCCGCUCCCACCGCUGUCUCUCUCUCUGUGUCCUCUCUCUGUCUCUCUCUCUCCUCUACUAACUCGUUUCAAUUGGAAGUCAUGAUAUGUAUUGCCCAAGGAAAUAAAAAAAUAAUAAUAAUAAUAACUAAAAAGGAUGCUGUCCCAUCGAGGGAGGGAGGGGGUGGGGAGAAUCCAAAUAGUAUUUUUGUGGGGAAAUAUCUAAUAUACCUUCAGUCCUCGUUCCCAGUCAGUCCUGGAUUUUGAAGAUCAAUGUCUGAAAGUGCACAUCUUCCGCACCGACUGCUGCCACACGCCCUCCGCCGCCAAGAUCCGAACGUUCUUGUCUUCUGCAAGCGGGGGUCGGGAGGGAUGCGAUUGAUUCUGCCCGCGGGGCCUAUGCCAAGGCAAUCAGAUCUUUAUGAGAGCAGUAUUUUCUGUGUGUUCUUUUUAAUUUACAGCUUUUCUUAUUUUGAUAUUUUUUUAAUGUUGUGGAUGAAUGCCAACUUUCAGACAGCCCACUUAGCCUGUCCACGUGUGUAUCUUGAUGCCAAUACUCCAUUCUUCCUCCCCAGGUAUUUUUGGGAGUAACAAACAUUCUCUCAUCCUACUUAGCCUCCCUAGAUUUCUCAUGACGAGUUAAUGCAUGUCCGUGGUUGGGUGCACCUGUAGUUCUGUUUAUUGGUCAGUGGAAAUGAAAAAAAAAAAAAAAAAAAAAAAAGUCUGCGUUCAUUGCAGUUCCGGUUUCUCUUCCAUUCUGUGUCACAGACACCAACACACCACUCAUUGGAAAAUGGAAAAAAAAUAAAAAUUAAAAAAAAAACAAAAAAAAUGUACAAUGGAUGCAUUGAAAUUAUAUGUAAUUGUAUAAAUGGUGCAACAGUAAUAAAGUCAAACAAUUAAAAAGUAA